AUGGAGGACGAGGAAAACCAAGUGCAACUCCCAAAUGAAAAGCAGGUGCCGAACUCGGAAAGUGGUUAUGUGUGGCAUGUCACCGAUAUGAAUCGACUGCAACGUUUCUUGUGUUUUGGUUCAGAAGGUGGUACUUACUACAUCAAGGAGCAGAAGCUGGGCUUUGAAAAUGCAGAAGCUUUAAUAAGACUGAUCGAAGAGGGUAGAGGUUGUGAAGUUGUUCAAGAAAUAAAGACGUUUAGUCAAGAAGGCAGAGCAGCAAAACAAGAGCCCCUGCUUUUUGCUCUUGCAAUUUGCUCACAGUGUUCUGAUGCAAAAACUAAACAAGCGGCAUUCAAAGCAGUUCCUGAGGUGUGUUGUGUACCAACACAUCUCUUUACUUUCAUCCAAUUUAAAAAAGAUCUGAAGGAGGGCAUGAAAUGCGGCAUGUGGGGCCGUGCACUGAGGAAAGCUGUUGCAGAUUGGUACAAUGAAAAGAAUGGAAUGGCUGUUGCUUUAGCAGUUACAAAAUAUAAACAAAGAAGUGGUUGGUCUCAUAAAGAUCUUCUGAGGUUGUCCCACCUAAAACCUGCCAGUGAAGGAAUUGCUAUAGUCACUAAAUAUAUUACCAAAGGGUGGAAAGAUGUCCAAGAGGCUUAUAAAGACAAAGCAGUUUCUGCUGAGACUGAAAAACUCUUAAAGUAUCUGGAGGCGGUGGAGAAAGUAAAACGUACAAAAGAUGAAUUGGAAGUUAUUCAUUUAAUAGAAGAAUAUGGUCUAGUUAGAGAGCAUCUCCUGACAAACCAUCUGAAAUCUAAGGAGGUUUGGAAGGCAUUGCUGAAGGAAAUGUCUAUUUCUGUAUUGUUGAGGAAUUUGGGGAAGCUGACAGCAAAUUCAGUGCUUGAACCACGAGGUUCAGAAGUGGCAACAGUGUGUGAAAGACUAAGAAAUGAGAAACUGCUAAAAAAGGCUAGAAUACAUCCAUUCCAUAUUUUGGUUGCAUUAGAAACCUAUAAAGCUGGACAUGGAAGCAGGGGAAAGCUUUGGUGGCGUCCUGAUGAAGACAUUUUAGAAGCUUUAGAUGCCUCGUUUUACAAAACUUUCAAGACAGUUGAACCAACAGGAAAACGCUUCUUACUUGCAGUUGAUGUCAGUGCAUCAAUGACACAAAAAGUUUCGGGCAGCGUGCUCAACGCCAGCACAGUUGCAGCAGCAAUGUGUAUGGUUGUAGCACGUACUGAGAAGGAUUCCCAUGUUGUUGCCUUUUCACAUGAAAUGGUCCCUUGCCCAGUGACAGCUGAUAUGACGUUACCUCAAGUAUUAGUGAAAAUGUAUGAAAUUCCAAUGGGUACCACUGAUUGUUCCCUUCCAAUGAUAUGGGCUCAAAAAACUCAGACAGCUGCUGAUGUCUUCAUUGUAUUUACCGACAAUGAGACCUUUGCUGGAAAUACUCAUCCUGCAACAGCUCUUAGAGAGUACAGAGAGAAAAUGGGUAUUCCCGCAAAACUGAUUGUUUGUGGAAUGACCUCAAAUGGUUUUACGAUCGCAGAUCCAGAUGACAGAGGCAUGUUGGAUAUAUGUGGCUUCGAUACAGGAGCUUUGGAUGUUAUUCGAAACUUCACUUUGGAUUUGAUUUAAUUUUCUAGGCAUCUGCUCUUCCCAGUGGGUCCAUUGCUGGCAACAGACUUCACCCUGGGAAUUCCCAGCCAAAUAUACUUCAUUAGAAUAUGGCACAUUAUAUACAUAUCAGAAUGUUACCUUUUUGUGAGGGGAAAACAAGAAAAGCAGAUGGGAAAUCUCUUUUCUCUUUUUUCCUGUUGCACAUAAUUUAAAAUAACAAUGGGAAGUUUGCUAAAAGUAGCUACAGGGUUACACAGGACAUAAUUUAAUUUCAUUUAUAACAGAUCAUAAAUACUG
Molecule: messenger RNA, 1896 nt
Organism: Charadrius vociferus (killdeer)
Lineage: Eukaryota; Metazoa; Chordata; Aves; Charadriiformes; Charadriidae
Gene: RO60
Product: TROVE domain family, member 2
Exons: 8
Coding region: 1-1617 (538 amino acids)
Cellular component (GO): ribonucleoprotein complex
Molecular function (GO): RNA binding
Source: RefSeq, a predicted model, not a curated record